ACAAAAGGCGGGAAACAUUACAAAUAUUGGCGCUAAAACCACCACUCACCUCAUAAAAACCCUCUCUUCUCCCUCAAAACCAUUUUCCCCAGAUUUCAAACCCCCCAUUUUCUCUCUCCUCCAAAAACAAAAAAAAUGAUGUUCUCUCAAAGCCAGUACGACAACAACAAUGGCUUCUCUUCUUCUCAAUUCACUCAAUCUGAUUCCACACCUUCUCCUGCUAAAAGUAGAGAUCCACAUGGAACAGUUCCAGUAUCAGUGAAGCAAAUUAGCCAAGCUUCUCUCUCCUCCACCGACGAUAAAUCCAGUUUCAACAUCGACGGUGUUGAUGUUACCAUUGUUAAGAUGGUUGGGAUGGUAUUCGAUAAGGUAGAGAAAGUGACCGAUGUUUCUUUCAACAUCGAUGAUGGAACCGGUCGUAUCGGCUGCAAAAGAUGGCUUAAUGAAGCUUUUGAUAGACAGCAAAUGGAGGUCAUAGAAGAUGGCAUGUAUGUAUGGCUUGUUGGUCACUUGAAGAACACCAGAGGCAAUACAGAAGUAGUUGUGUUUAACAUGCGGCCUAUUAGUAAUUUCAACGAGAUAACCCUCCAUCAUGUAGAGUGCAUUCACCAGCAUAUAUUGAACAACAAAGCACAGAGAAUUGACUCCAUUCCUCAAAGUCAGAUUAUGGAAUCAUCACACACAACUCCAGUUAAAGUUGAAUCUAACGGAUUCCACUCAUCUCCACCUAACCAAUUCUCGAUGCAGAUGAGUGUUGACGGGUUGAAAGACAUUGAUCAGAGGAUAGUCAAUUAUCUACAGCAACCUUCGAGACUGGCCGAAGAAAAGGGUGUACACAGGGAUGAAAUUGCUCGGCAUUUGAAGGUUCCUGUGGAGAAGAUCAUGGAAUCCAUCACGUGUCUGGAGGACGAAGGCAUGGUAUACUCAACAAUCGACGAAUUCCACUUUAAAUCUACUGUUGCUUAAUACCAUAUUAGCAAUGGACUAGAGAGCGGAAUUGGCGAAUAUCUACUUUUGAAAGUUAUCUCUUUUUGUGUCUCAGGUAUUAGUGAUGAACUAACUGAUGACUUAUUCAGUUAUGUUUUCAUAGUAUGAUUUUUGGAAAAGUAUGGGAAUGCAGCUAUCUGUAUAUUGUCUUUCGAUUACAGCUGUAACAUGUCGAAAUCUAGGGAUGUUUCAAGAGUACUAUUAAAUUACUCGUACUAAAUUUUUAUUGCUUUCUUCUCCCGCUGUUGUAUUUUUGCUGGUCUUAUAAUAUGAUCUGUAUUCUUGAUUUAAUGAACAAAUGAUGUUGUAUUGA
Molecule: messenger RNA, 1300 nt
Organism: Beta vulgaris subsp. vulgaris (sugar beet)
Lineage: Eukaryota; Viridiplantae; Streptophyta; Magnoliopsida; Caryophyllales; Amaranthaceae
Product: replication protein A 32 kDa subunit A
Exons: 10
Coding region: 136-966 (276 amino acids)
Biological process (GO): double-strand break repair via homologous recombination; DNA replication; nucleotide-excision repair
Cellular component (GO): chromosome, telomeric region; nucleus; site of double-strand break
Molecular function (GO): DNA binding
Source: RefSeq, a predicted model, not a curated record